Messenger RNA from Cryptococcus wingfieldii CBS 7118, 504 nucleotides. RefSeq lists its product as hypothetical. The coding region runs from base 1 to 504 and encodes 167 amino acids. The record is from RefSeq and is a predicted model, not a curated record. Lineage: Eukaryota; Fungi; Basidiomycota; Tremellomycetes; Tremellales; Cryptococcaceae. The transcript has 3 exons.
AUGUUUUCCACUUCCAUUACCCUCUACGCCCUUCUCUCGACUGCUCUACUGCCAUAUGUGGCAGCUUCUCCGGCUCCUGAUAUGAUCUUUACUCUGAAAGAAUCAUUCUUCACUCCCCUCGGUUGCUCCACCACCUUCCGCCCCACCUCCAUCCUUCACCAAGUCCCCUCUCCCCAAGCUUGCUUCUCUCGCUGUUCCUCGUCCCAACUCGCCGCCUAUACAUCUCCCUCGUCCUCUUCCAUGUCCCAGUCUGUGCUUUGCGCGUGUGGAUCGGAAGUGAUGAUGGAGGGCAUUGGGCGAAUGGACAGGUGCAAGGGGAACAGCUGGUACUUGUACAGUAACGAGGAGGUCGAUGAGCUUGUCAUCGUGGAGGACGACGAGCGGAUGGACAAGCUUUCAGUGUUCUCGAGGAAGGGAGAGAAGAGUUCGAGUAAGGGGCCUAUGCCGUUGGCGAUAUUGAAGAAGUUGACAGCGGCGUCUAAGAACAGGAUAUUCGACUGGUGA